AUGACCCACAAUGCAUCAACAAGGGCAAAACACCGUCUUUGCUAUCUUCAUCAUGUGGAAACUACAGAUGUCCUCCCAAUACCCGGUGCUGUUGACUCAAUAGCAGUCCUCAAUGGAUUGGAUCUAUCACUGACUGGAGACUCCUAUCUUACGGUGUUAUCCUGCUGCGAGAAGACGCUGUACAGUAACCAAGGGACGGGGAGAUUGCUGCCGCCCGGAUCUCUCGCAUUGAAAAUCGUCGUGCGGGAUGUUGAAGUCGGGGGAAUCUCCCAAGAUCUCUUACCAAAGCCGACUUCCUUACAUCAAUUGAAGAAGAGUUCUCGUCCUCCCAAUAUGUGUUAG
Ramularia collo-cygni is the source of this 342-nucleotide messenger RNA. RefSeq lists its product as uncharacterized. The transcript has 3 exons. The coding region runs from base 1 to 342 and encodes 113 amino acids. Lineage: Eukaryota; Fungi; Ascomycota; Dothideomycetes; Mycosphaerellales; Mycosphaerellaceae. The record is from RefSeq and is a predicted model, not a curated record.